Molecule: messenger RNA, 1202 nt
Organism: Centruroides sculpturatus (bark scorpion)
Lineage: Eukaryota; Metazoa; Arthropoda; Arachnida; Scorpiones; Buthidae
Exons: 4
Coding region: 78-467 (129 amino acids)
Source: RefSeq, a predicted model, not a curated record
UAAGAGUUGUUAGUUGCAGUCCAAAGUCUUUAGCAGUUAGUACAGCGUACGUAUUCUGUACAGAUGGAUGUGAUGAGAUGUCAAAUAUGUUUGGGGAAUCUUCAAUUGUGGUUUUCUUAGCCAUUUUUGGAGGCAGUACCCUUCUUUUAUUUCUUCUUUGUUUUUGUUGUCAAAGAAAAUUGAAACCCGAUAAUUCGACAAUAGAAGUCCCUCCGGAAGUCGUUCACGCGAAUCAUCAGAACAGCAGUCAACAGAGAGACAAUAGUGGUCGUCAAUAUCCGUUAAAUAGAAAUGACAUUGAAAAAGAAACCAGCAGUAUCCCGCAAGAUGUAGAAAUCGAGAAUUUAAUUCCUACAACAGAACAGCUAGAGCAUUUUGAAAACAUAUUGAAUGGUUUCCAGAGGGGUCGUUAUAUAGGGCUAUGGAGGAGACACGCCUCCUGUAACCAUAAACCAUUAGAAGACUGACGGAUUUUCCUUAUUUCCUGGAUUAAACUUCGGGAUUCAAAUAAACCUCGGUCUACGAAUAAAUCGCCGUGGAAUCACGAAUUGAAAGGCAUAAAAACAUGUCGAAGUACUGCAUAGUUUAGAGGGAGAGGUAAGAAAUUUAACUAAAAUUCUAUCUCUUCAGAUUCGGAUAGCACUUUCUAUUCCAAGGUUUACGGUAACAUUUGUGGAAAUAAACUUAUAUUGUCGAAUAUCGAGCAUGGGAAAGUGGUAAUUGAGUUCAUAAGUCGAGAGCUCAAGAGCCGAAUAAUAAUUUGUAAAACUCGAAUUAGAAAGAGAUGGUGAAUUCGAACCAGAAGAUAUUCAUUUCUACAAAGAUGAAGCAGGCCCACCAGUGGCCGCGUGGAUAAAACCAGUGAUUACUGGUAGUUGGUCGUGGGUUCGAGCCUGGCCAACAGGCUAUCAACGUGGAGUUUUCUGGAUUUUCUUCACGUUUGUAACACGUAAACAGGGGCCAGUUACCCGUAGAAAGUCUUUCCGGAAGGCAUCCCCUCGUCAGAUCACCCAGAUGUCGCGUUGCCGUAAAGAUAAGAUUUCUUUGGGAUUUCUCAAACACUAAAUCCGUGGAGAUAUAUGUGGAAACUUAUUACACUGAAUCACCAGAAUUUACUGUUUGAGAAAUUCUAAAAUAAAUACGAUUUGAGACGAGAAGUUUUAAUUGAAUGAUAAAGAAUCACAGAAAACAAAAAUUAUAUU